AUGUCUCAAGCCGUGCAGACCAACGGGACACAACCUUUGAGUAAAACAUGGGAGCUCAGCUUGUACGAAUUGCAAAGAACACCUCAGGAAGCAAUCACCGAUGGCUUGGAAAUAGUGGUGUCACCCAGGAGCCUGCACAGUGAGCUGAUGUGCCCCAUCUGUUUGGAUAUGCUAAAAAACACCAUGACGACAAAAGAAUGUCUGCAUCGCUUCUGUGCCGACUGCAUCAUCACAGCCCUCAGGAGCGGCAACAAAGAAUGUCCCACGUGUCGUAAAAAGCUAGUUUCAAAAAGAUCACUGAGACCAGAUCCCAAUUUUGAUGCUCUCAUCAGUAAAAUUUAUCCAAGCCGGGAUGAAUAUGAAGCUCAUCAAGAGAGAGUGCUAGCAAGAAUCAGCAAGCACAACAACCAGCAAGCUUUAAGUCACAGCAUUGAGGAAGGAUUAAAAAUUCAGGCUAUGAACAGGCUACAGAGGGGCAAGAAACAGCAGAUUGAGAAUGGCAGUGGGGCGGAGGACAACGGCGACAGCUCACACUGCAGCAACGCCUCAACGCACAGCAACCAGGAGGCAGGGCCUAGUAAUAAGAGGACCAAGACAUCAGAUGAUUCUGGGCUGGAACUGGACAAUAACAACACGACUGUGGCAAUAGAUCCUGUAAUGGAUGGUGCUAGUGAAAUUGAGUUGGUGUUCAGGCCUCAUCCGACCCUCAUGGAGAACGACGACAGUGCACAGACGAGAUACAUCAAGACCUCAGGCAAUGCCACCGUUGAUCACUUGUCCAAGUACCUAGCCGUGAGAUUGGCUUUGGAGGAGCUUCGCAGCAAAGGAGAGUCCAACCAGAUGAACCUGGACACGGCCAGCGAGAAGCAGUACACCAUUUACAUCGCCACCGCCAACGGGCAGUUCACUGUAUUAAAUGGGUCGUUUUCCUUGGAACUGGUCAGUGAGAAGUACUGGAAGGUGAACAAACCCAUGGAACUGUACUAUGCGCCAACUAAGGAACACAAAUGAGCUGUGCUGGAAACCCAGGGCGGGACUAACUCUUUACAGCUAUGACUUCUUUAAUAGUAAAAGAAGGCACCACCAUUAUCUUCAUGGACACUACAUGUGAUGCCUUCAGGCUCUCUCAGUAUACUUAUUAAUAUGAUUAGACAGUAUUCUGGGUUGUAUUU
This is a messenger RNA of Merops nubicus (carmine bee-eater), 1172 nucleotides long. It is a transcript of the gene RNF2, whose product is annotated as ring finger protein 2. Gene Ontology annotation, cellular component: PcG protein complex; ubiquitin ligase complex. The record is from RefSeq and is a predicted model, not a curated record. Lineage: Eukaryota; Metazoa; Chordata; Aves; Coraciiformes; Meropidae. The coding region runs from base 1 to 1011 and encodes 336 amino acids. Gene Ontology annotation, molecular function: chromatin binding; ubiquitin protein ligase activity. The transcript is spliced from 6 exons.